Molecule: messenger RNA, 1011 nt
Organism: Cryphonectria parasitica EP155
Lineage: Eukaryota; Fungi; Ascomycota; Sordariomycetes; Diaporthales; Cryphonectriaceae
Exons: 2
Coding region: 1-1011 (336 amino acids)
Source: RefSeq, a predicted model, not a curated record
AUGGACCCAGCACUACAGACGACCAACAAGCCUAGGACAAGGCAACGAAAACACAAGACGCCUCCUUCACUGGACGUUCCAGAUAUCAACGAGAAUGCGGCGGAGAGGAAGCGGAUUCUAAACGUAUUGGCCCAGCGGCGAUAUCGUAAGCGGGAAGCCCAUGCUCAUCAAGCCCAGAUAAGCGACCAGGCUGGGCUCGCCGUUGCCACUACAAGAGCAAAGGCUCUUGAGGUUAUGAGGAGGAAUGAGCCCGAGACCACUGUCAAUUGGGAUCCGGCCGCCUUCAGUACACCAGACGACAAUGCAACGCUUGGCAACUUCAGCGACCUGGCUGGCAGUGCAACCGAAUGUGGAGCAGUACGACCAUCAUUUCGGGAGGACAUGCCAUCCCCAAGCCUCUCCAGCAUCCAGUCCAUAGAUACCAUUGACCCGAUGGCACUCUUCGGAUCCCUAAUAGGAUCGCCAUCCUCCACAUCCAAGAGUGACGUUUCCUUCCCGGACACGUACCUCUUGCCCGUCAUCGAGCUCACACUCCUCCGUGCCUUCAUGCGCAUAGCCAGCCGACUGGGUUGCACGUCCAGCGUCUGGGACAUCCACGCGACCUCCCCUUUCACGGACCCCUCGUCGCCCACGCAACACCUGCCACAGACGUGGCAGCCCACCACAGCCCAGCUGCUGGUCCCCCACCACCCUCUCCUCGACUUCCUGCCAUGGCCGUCGGUGCGCGAGAAGAUCAUCUCCGUCUUCACCCUACCGGAGGAGAUGCGCCCUGCGGCCGCCAAGUCGCCCACCGCGCUGGUCCAGUUUGCCUACGACCUCGAGGACGGCGCCGAGGGCAUCCGGAUCUGGGGCGAAGAUCCAUACGACCCGCUGAGCUGGGAGGUUGGACAGCUGUUGUUUGAGAGGUGGUGGUUCAUCUUUGACGGGGCCGUCAUCGAGCAGAGCAACUCUUGGAGGGUCAUGCGUGGUGCGGCAAGGCUGAGGAUCACUGCUGCCGAGGACACAAGAUAA